CCCAUAAGAAAGCCUCAAAUACGGGCAGGCGGCCGCUAGUUGGCUAACGAGAGAGCAGCUUUGUCGUCCCGGGGAUACUUCACCUUGUUAGCGUACCUUCUAAGCCUCAGCCCGGGGAUUCAGAUAAUCCGAUAUACGGCUUCGUGACAACGGGGAAGCGCGGGGUCACCGGAGAGACAGCCUAACCGCUCGGGGGAGAAUAAACUCGCUAGCAUCGCGGGCUAACCCUUUGUCGCCCAAACUCUGCGCAUACGUAGUUUUAGCUCGCCUGCUAACUGCGCUAGCUUCCCGAGAAGAAAGGCCGUCGAGUUGUCCCCGGCAUCAACUACUUAACUGGGGAGCGCAAUCAUCCUGGCAUAUCACGGUUGCCCCUCACUGCCUGGAUCGGAAAACCUUCAAAUCGAAAGAAGAACGGACGUGGAGAGAAGAUGGCCCUGAAGAGGAUCCACAAGGAGCUUAACGACCUGGCCCGUGACCCUCCGGCACAGUGCUCCGCCGGCCCAGUGGGCGACGACAUGUUUCACUGGCAAGCCACGAUCAUGGGGCCUAGUGACAGUCCAUAUCAGGGGGGUGUUUUCUUCUUGACGAUUCAUUUUCCAACAGACUACCCCUUCAAGCCACCCAAGGUUGCAUUCACAACAAGAAUCUACCACCCAAACAUUAACAGUAACGGCAGUAUCUGUCUGGAUAUCCUCAGAUCGCAGUGGUCUCCUGCGCUCACCAUUUCUAAAGUUCUUCUCUCCAUCUGCUCACUCCUAUGCGACCCAAACCCCGACGACCCGCUAGUGCCAGAGAUCGCUCAGAUCUACAAAACAGAUAAUUCGAGAUACACCAAAAUGGCAAAAGACUGGACACACAAAUACGCAAUGUGAUUGCUUCAUUUGGAAAGCUGGAGGAAAAUGUUGUUGCUGGUUCAAACAAAAAAACCUACGGGAUUCAGUUUCACUUUUUCACUAAUUUUCUCUUUUUUCAUUUUUUUGGGGGGAGGAGGGGGGUUAAUCAGUGUCUUGCCCUCUGCUCUUUCCACCUGCGCGCUUAUAAGAAGAUAGUGUUUUCACUCUAGGACACGUGCCAGUUUUCCGUGAAGUUUGGGCUCCCAUUUUUAUACGGAGUUUAAAUAAAGUAAUCACAGUGGUUCUUAACGCUCUGCCUGAGCAUGCACCAGUAAGAGUUGGUGAUGACAUUUGCUCUGCACACACUUGGUAGAAUCUGAUGCGACUGGUCUCCUGAACCCCAUCAGCCCCACGACGGUCCAGCUGCUCCACUGGCUGCAUCCUGUGCGAUUUGAUCAUUACUUUUACUCUAAGCUGGAUUUCUCAAAGCACUUACAGAGAAGCCUGUCUUUUGCCAUAACCUGUAAACUCAGAGUUUUAAAGUUUAAAUUUGGUGAAAUUCUGCUGCCUUUAUAUAUCUACUAUUACUAUAUUUGGUCAUUUGAAAGUGGUAAAGAUCUGAUCUGAGCGAUUUGACUAACUGGUUAGUGGCUCCUGUAUCCUCCCGAACGGGUGUGACGUCUUCUGAUCUUUUAGUAUAGGAAUCAUUACUGCAGGAAAGAAGUGUAUCUUAUUCCACUAUCAAAGUGUGUGUACAGAGAAGCGCAGCAGUAUAUAUCAAUGUUAAGGAAACAAAAUAUUAAAACUUCAAUGUUGUAUUUUAUGCAUGUUAAUAAAGGUAGGCUAUUAUAUCUGAUGUUUCUGCAAAUUAAGGCGAUUGUAAGGCUGAACAGUUGGAAGAAUGUGCAUCCCCUCAAAGGCUUUCGAUUUCUUUUUCGUUCUGUAGAUGAGCUAUUAGAUUUAUGCCCAAUCGAACACUGUCUUCUUGUAGCCCUAAAAUAUUGAUGCAAAGCAAAUGGUUGAUAAUCAACUUGUGGCUCUGUUUCUUUUUAGUUUCCCCUUCAAUAAAGUUACUUGACACCAAUCAGGUCUUGUUUUGUUUAAAUACUAGAGUUCAAAGUCUGAUGCUAAUCUCACAAUUUGUCUUGUUGAUUAUAAAGUCUAUAUCCCUGAUUCAUCCUUUUGAUAAACCUCUUAUGCCUGUAAAAUAAUAAAGAACUAACCGCUGUCUUAAUAAAUCAUUGAAUGUU
Gasterosteus aculeatus aculeatus (three-spined stickleback) is the source of this 2083-nucleotide messenger RNA. Its product is annotated as ubiquitin-conjugating enzyme E2 D2. The record is from RefSeq and is a predicted model, not a curated record. NCBI's taxonomy places the organism in Eukaryota, Metazoa, Chordata, Actinopteri, Perciformes, Gasterosteidae.